Messenger RNA from Rhipicephalus sanguineus (brown dog tick), 7360 nucleotides. RefSeq names its product GRB10-interacting GYF protein 2. Bases 171 to 3197 code for a protein of 1008 amino acids. The record is from RefSeq and is a predicted model, not a curated record. NCBI's taxonomy places the organism in Eukaryota, Metazoa, Arthropoda, Arachnida, Ixodida, Ixodidae. Gene Ontology annotation, cellular component: endoplasmic reticulum membrane. The transcript has 23 exons.
ACGUGGGUCUAGAUAAGCCAAUCGGCUGCCUCUCGGUUCAGUGUCGCCGGUCUUGCGGUCACUUCUCAUGCGUGUGUUCGUGUGCCUGUGGUGAGCCGGUGUUGCACCUGUUAUUCGGCGACAGAAGAUACGCUCGGCACUGCGUAGUCAAGGUGUAGGGGGGUGGUGCGAUGGAGCUGGCCCUGUGUGCGGCUGCCAUCUUUCUGGUGUCGUUGGUGGUGGUGUACUUCGUGUCGGUGUUUGGCACCCGCCAGAAGACUUACGAGGAGGCUCUGGCCGAGGCACGCCGGCGAUCCCUGGAAGAGGAUGCUGCCCUUCAGCAGGCCCGGCAGCACCAGAAGAGGGACAGUGCCAACAAGAAGGUCAAGGGCCGCUGGGGCCGCACCAAAGUGAAAGAGUGCCCGACAGAACCCGAGAUCGGUGCCUCGACGGCAACGAAUGAGACCGCCGCAGCCCGCCCUCCUUCACCCCAGCAGGGGACGGUCCAACACACGCCCGAACACGUGGAGUUUAAGGAGGAGGCCGAGGUGGUGCUGAUUCCCAAGGAGGAUGACGAGCUGCCCUGCGAGGCCGUGCCACGCCCAUCGCCCGUUGUUCCCCCGGUGCGCAACAGGCGGCCCCAGAAGCCGAUCCUGGUGCACAAGCCGCCACCACCCGAACCUCAGGAGCCGGCUGCACAGCCGGUGGCACCCCCAGUGCCGGAGCCGUCGCCCAAGCCUGUGCGCCGCAACUCCUUCAAGGACAUCAUUCCCAAGGAUGAAAUUGAGCUGAAGCACCUGCAGGAGCAACAGCAGCAAAAGGAGGAGAUGACCGCAGCACCACCACCGCCCUCACCACCCAACUCGACAGCUGCGGCUGCCAAGGGCUCCCCACUCCGCGAGAAGCCUCCGCGCAGCCGCAAAUCGAAGGGCCAGGACUGCUCCACCCCUGCAAGUGGGGAUGCAGUGGGGGUGGUGUCUCGGGAGGUGUGUGCCAGGGAGCUGCUCUCCCUGGUGCGAGGGAGCAGUCGCUUCACGGCCGAGCAGGAGGAGCUGGAGCAGCUGGUCGAGGAGCUGCUCAACCGGGCGGGACAGCCCGGAGGCGAGUGGCGCAAGCGUGGCCCGGACCCCGAGGCACACCUGCGCCGCCUGCUGGCCGAGCGAGAGCGAGACCUCGAGGCUGAGCGCCAGCAUGCGCUCUCACAUGCCACCAAGGUGAAGGAGUUGAGACAGGAGCUGAACCAGCAGCUGACCAGGGCACAGCAGCAGGAGAGGAGCUUGAAGGCGCAGCAGAAGCUGACGGAGGAGCAAGCAGCGCAACUGCAGAGGCUGCGGGAGGAGUCGAGGCAGCUGCAGCAGAGGGUGCAUCAGCUUGAGACCGAGCUGCAGCAGGCGUCGGCAUCGGUGUGCGAGCGUGUGCGGUCGAGGGAGCAAGAGCUGGAGCAGGCUCAUCACGAGGCCCUGGAGCGGGAGCGGCAAGAGGCGGAGGCACGGCUGGCGCAGGCGCAGCAGCAGGUGCAAGCGGUUGAGGCCACCUGUGCCCAGCUUCGGCAACGGCUCGACCAGGAGGCACAGAACCUGGCUGCCCAGAGGAACGCCUCCGAGGGCAAGGUGAAGGAGCUGAGCAAGGUUCAUCAACUGGAACUUGAGGCGGAGCGGACGGAGCACCAACGACGCCUGGGCGCGCUGGAGCAGCGCUGCCAAGAGCAGGGCCACCUGGCCGAGGAGCUGCGGCAACGCCUGGCCGAUGCCGUGCAGACACACAGCCGAGAGGUGAGCGAGCUGUUGCGCAAGAAGGCAGAGGCGGAGGCAGCGGCUGAGGGUGCUGAGCAGCGGCUGGCACAGGCACACGAGGCUGCUGUGCAGGAGCUGCGACAGGAACUGGACGACCAGCGGGCCAAGAACAAUGACCUGCGCACCAAGAACUGGGAGGCUGUUGAGGCCAUGCGGGCAGCUGAGCGCAAGGCCGAGGCAAAAGAAGCAAGUUUGACCAAAAAGCUCGAGGAGCUCAAGGCCAGCCACACCAAGGAGGUUGAGAGUGUACGGCAGCGAUUAAUAGACGAGCAGCAGAAGAAGGAGCGGGAGCUUCUAGAGCGCCUCCUGCCGGCCGUCAAGGUGGAUGGGGGAUUAAGCCAUGCCGAGUGGCUGGUGAACUUUGAGAGGGAGCUGCAUCAGUGGCAGAAGUGGCAGCAACAGCAGCAGCAGCAGCAGCAGCAGCAGCAGCAGCAGCAGCAACGGGGCACGGGCGACCACCAGCCACUGUCGGCCUCCACGCAGUCCCAAACCAGCGGAGUUGCGGAAGAUGUGGAACGCCUGCAGCAGCUCACUCUGGCCAAUACCAAGCUGGACAAGGAGGUGUCCCACUACAAGCAGGUGCUGUCCCAGACCGAGGACAUCCUGCAGAAUCUUCAGCGAUCGGUCGAGGAGGAGGAGAAGCGUUGGCACGAGAAGGAGGAGGGACACCACAAGGAAAGGCUACUCUGGCAACAGCAGCUUGCCCAGGCCCAGGCUGAGGCAUCGCAGCGGAAGAAUGCAGGUCCGACGGAGCGGGAGAAGCAGCUGGAGGAGCGCUGCGCGGCCCUUGAAGCGGACCUCCGGCAACUGCACGGACUCCAGGAGACGACGUCCGAGGUAUGUGGCGUGCAGUUUGCCUUCUCCUGCAUUGAGCGGACAUUGCCCAGCAUAGUGAACGAGAUGCAGGCCAAGCUGAAGGAACUGCAGGCCAAACUGCAGGACGAGGAAGGUGAGAAGAAGCUGCUGGAGCAGAAGUACGACGAGGAAAGCCGAAAUGCCCAGGAUGUAAGGACACACCUGGAAAGCAGGGUGCGUGAGCUUGAAGGGACCAAGCUGAUGAGGGAUGACUAUGACCGCCUGAAGCAGGAGCUGGCCGAAGUGAAGGCACAGCUCGCGGAGGCCCGCCGGGCAGCGGCCAAGGCAGAUGAGGAAUCGUCAACCAAUCACAGCUCGUUGGCACAAACCCAGUUGUCUACAAGUUCACCUACCAAGGCGGUGCCUGACGCUGUAUCUCCGGCCACCAAUGGUCCCUCAGCCUCACCAACACCUGCAGAAAAGGAGAAGGACGACAAGCUGGAGUGCUCUGAGCUGGGCACCAUUGCACGUCCGUCGGGUGAUGCGCCCUGCUCUAAAAACACUAACAGCAGCCGAACUAAGAAGCGGGUGCGGUUACGGCUGAAAUUUUGGAAGAAGAGCAAAAAAUGAAGCGCCGUUGGAUGCCAGCUGUCUGUGCGCCCCCCUGUCGGCUGAUGGCUCAUCGAACAAGAAGUAGAGGUCCUCCCAAGCAAAGCCAUGUCCCAGCACACAGUCGCAGCGCUUUAUUCCCGCUUUGUGUAAAGUGGUGACACUGGCCUGGGACCACUGAUGCAGCAUUCCCAAGCUUCCUUUAUUUUUUACUCCCCAUACUGUUUUGUUACUUGUUGUUGUUGUUGUUCAAGUGCCGGAAGCCCACAGGUUUUGUGCCCUCAUAUCCAGAGCUUUUUUUUUUUUACCUCAUGCCUGUUCUUUUUGCUUUUGUCACAUCAAUUUGUUUAUAAUGUAAGCUCUUUGCAUAAAAGUUCUACACAGUGUGCUUUUCUAGGGUGUUUUUUUUUAUUUUUCGGUCUGUCGCUGCCCCUGUUCAUUGCAGGAUGCGUGCAUAAUUGGAAUACUCCUCUGUAGAUCUCAUUUAAUUAAUUGGCUAACUUUCCUGCUGUACCUCGAGCACAAACCCUGGGGCAAAAUGUAACUGGUGGGUGUGUUAAACUGCCUUUGCAGUUUGCUUCUUGCAAUUUGCCUUUGGAGUGCGCACAAUUGCUUGAGAUUAACACAACUGUUGCUUUAUAGCAGCGCCAUGCUUUGGGCACCUUGCUAUGCUGGAAAGCGUAAUUCGGUGUUACUGCUGCUCUGCAAAGACGUAUUAUUAAUUUUGUGCAGUCAGCCAUUGUAGAGGGUCAUCGGUGUUUUAUUUGUUAAAGAGAACCACCUACUAAUGAAUUUUCUAGAAAAUGUUCUUAAAUGUUUUUCUUGAGGUAUUAAAAUUAUUCUCUUAGGCGCAUCGAGCAAUGAGACUGUUGAAAAUUAUUUUAUUCAUAUGAAUCAACCUAUUAAUGUAGUUACUUGCAUCACUGUUCACAGCUGGCAACUGGGAGCACUGUAAGUGCGAACUACUGUAGCCAGUAAGCAAGCUGGGUUGAUGUUUGCUUUAAAAGUGUGUUGUAGUCAGAAAUAUAUAAAAGGGAAACGGUUCAGCAUCAGAAGUUCUGUCUGAUACACUUUUUGCACACUGAAAAAUUCUGGAGCAGCAUUUUAAUUUAGCCAUGGAAAGACAGUUCAUUUUAAUGCCACAAGACCUAACAUUCUAGAUACACUGCUGAAAACUUAAUGGUGUGGCUAUAAUAGCAUUUCUGAUAGGCUGCUGGAUGCUUUCCCUGUGGGUAGUUGCAUUUAUGAUUUUUCGCAAUGUUUUCCUCUAAUAAUGACCAUAAAGUAUGAAGAAGUUGAUGUGUAAUUGUGCUUAGGCUUCGUGGGUUAAAGCAAUAAUUAUGGUAGAGACAGAAUCGCCAUAGUUUGGAUUGGAGAGAGCUAAAGGUCGCAGCUAAUACUUUCUAGAUGAAAGGGAGGUGCAUGCAAGGCAGAGUAUAGAUUAGAUAACCGGCAGCCUAAGUAGAAUGGGAAGUGUGAUUAGAUUAAGAAAUUUGGAUGCAUAGGAAGGAUACAGUCGACUGAGAUUCUAUCUCAGUGUGCACAACACAUGAAGUGCCCGAGAAAGUUGCGUGUUCGUGAGUGAAAUCUUUAGCCAGAAAUUUUUUUCAGGCUGGGUGAAAAUGUACAAACCUGCAUGCUCUGCGUAGUUCAGCUUUGAAGUGUUUGUAAACAGAAUACGAGAGACAUUUUCGUGCAAACACACGGUGGGGGGCACGCAUUGCAACGAGAAGCCUCAUCAUGUGAGCAGAGGAAUGCACUGUACUCUAGUUGUGGAGCAGAAUGCAUUGCAGUUCCGAUAAAUGUUUCUCUGACCUUUGCUUUAUCUCACUGAGUGAAUAUUGUGGCUGGAGCACCAAUGUAUUUUGCAUUUCUCAAAACUUGUGCCAGGAAAGUAUUUUCAGUCAGUUGGUAUGCACUGUGUCCUGGCUUUAAUCUUCCCAUUGCAACAUACCCUCUGUAGUUGCAAAAGUUCAUAAACCUAUAGUCGGAUACAACUGAAGAAGACAGGAGAGGCCCUGCCAAGACGACCGAAGUGCGGCAGCCGAUCGCCUUCGCGACUAAAGAAAUAGUCCCACUCGUGCACGCGCCGAUGUUCUCCGAAGGCGGAGCCGCCGGCCGUCCCGCUCAUGACGUCAGUCCCGAGUGCGCGCCCAUUGGUGCACGCUUGUGUUCAUUCGCCUUUGAGUAAGGAAAUGCCGCUGCCUUCUAAAGUUGUAUCCGACUACACUUAUUUAUUCCACUCGGAGAAGUGGUCAGCAGCUAGAUAUGAAAUGCACUGGAACACAUCGGCAUAAAAAAUACGAUGUGCCAUAGUUGCUGUUUUCGAAAAUUGCAAAGUCUUAGCUAGAACUUCCUUAUAUGGGCAGAACGCUUGGGUACCAUGUGACACAGGGCUGUUGCAUGUGUAUUGCACACGGUGGGAAUUGAGAAUAACAAUACUUAUCAGACACUGCUUUUGAUUGCUAAAGUAUACAGCUGUCAGUACACUUCCUUACCUUUUGCUGAAAGAUGCUAGCUGUCAACCACCAUAUUAGCCGUGUUUUGAGUGUAAAGUUUGCCACCGGAACUUUCAUUGAUGCUGCUGCAUUUUAAUACGUUAGAAACCUGAAAGGGCCGUUCUGCUCAUAUUUCAGUGCAGGUUGUCAGAACACAGCCCUGUACCUUAUACUGCAUUAUUUCUGACCACGUUUUCAUUUUGUAGAUUGUUUUUUUUUUUGUGGCAUUGCAUUUAACCUUUGCACAAUACCUUUUUGAUGGGCUGAACAGUCUUGCAGAAUUUAGUUGUACCUUAUGGUUGCUGGAAACGCUAUGCUAACUGCUGUGACAUCUGCAUAAGCAUAGCAGUGAACAUAACUUAUCUGAUCCUGGUGCUUUACUUGUCCAGUCAGCAAACUACUCCAUUAGCCAGUAUCAUGUAGGCAGGUCGUUUCAGCAGUCUUUGUUUAAGGUGCAAAAGGGAUUGCAUUGCCAAAAAUGCAGGUGCUUCCAUGUUAGCACGAAACGAUGCACUCUUUGGAAGCCCAGCUCUGCCAUCUCUAUUUGUCCUGGUGGUUUUCCCCAUUCAUGAACGACAUUGAGAACAGUGGACAGCAAGAAUCACAUUUUGGUCAUGCCACUUGGCCUGUGUGCAUGUUCUGUGUUGGUCUUUCUACGGUUAGGUGUCGCAGGGCAUGCCCAAUGUCCUGCUGCUAUGUGGUUUGCCAUGUCUAAGCAUAUACCGUUUCUACAUGCCUUUUGGGCAUCGUUUUGAGUGGAGUCUGUUCAGAGAAGCUAACAGGGGACAAGGGGCGGGGAGAUGGGAGGGGCGCAACAUUUUCAGUCAAUAGUAGCUAAAUAGGUUUUAAAUGCACAGAAAUAUACAUGUUCAAAAGGGGGCGUAUACAUGAGCAUUGCACUAAAAGUGCUCAUUUUGUCUGCUCUGCUGUUACGUUUCGAAAAGUGGACUUUUCUUAUUCAAGGUUGCAGCCUUGGAGAAAAGUCCGCUUCUCGAAACGUCGGCUCCAGCAACACCCCGUGUUCGCGAAUUUUUCAUCUCUUCAAGCUUCCACCUUCCCCUAAACUUCUGCCUUUUCUUUUUUUUUGAUAGCAAAACGUGAUGUAACACAAUCUACACCACAUUUAAAGCUGUUAGAAGCUGAAGCCCUCAGUUGCGGAUGUUGCAGCCAGGCCUCAAGCUUAGGCAGCAUUGUAUGAAAAGUGCCCAGUGGCUAAAGUAAAAUUGCUUACCACAGCUAAUUGCUGCAGAGGUUGUUCAGGCUGUAAUACAUUUGGUGAGGUCAUUUGUAAACUGAGCAACACUUCCAUUAACAUUGCUAGAACAUUUUGACUAGUUUGUGCUGCGCUCUAAUACUUGGUGUUGUCCAUAUGAGCUCUGUUGAUUGAACUGCUCAUUGCUUAACUUAGAGGCGUCAACAUUUUGCUAGAACAAGGCGUUAACGAGCAUACUUCAAAAUUCUCAUGUCCUUUGUAGUUCUUCCCUUCCUCUGCUUGAAACAGUGCUGCUUGAUGGCUAUAUGGAUUGGAGGUUACAUUGGCAGUGACAUGUGGUGUGUGUGCGUGUGCGUGUUUGUGUGCGUGGGUGAAAAAGUAUGAAAGGCAAUUUUAGACUGAUGCUGGCAAAGCUACUCGUUCAUGCUGUUGGAAAAGCGGAAAUAUAUGCUAAUAAACAGAGUACGAAACUA